This is a messenger RNA of Anopheles funestus (African malaria mosquito), 3361 nucleotides long. RefSeq names its product protein FAN-like. Gene Ontology annotation, molecular function: protein binding. The record is from RefSeq and is a predicted model, not a curated record. The coding region runs from base 121 to 2787 and encodes 888 amino acids. Lineage: Eukaryota; Metazoa; Arthropoda; Insecta; Diptera; Culicidae. The transcript has 7 exons.
UCCCAUGACCCAUGACAGCUGAUUGUUAUUGUUAUUCGUUCCUACCGGAAUUGUGGCAGAUAACCUUUUCUGCUCCUUUCGUUGAUCUGUGCGUGUUUUUUUGGCUCUAAGUCUGCAACAAUGGAAAAACAAAGAUUCUCACUGCUACUGCUUGAACCAAGCGAAAUAUACUUCGAGGACUUUUCGGUGGACAUCGUACGGGAAGAAUUGCCACCGAACUUAGAUGAUGAAUUUCAAAUGAGUGGACGAUUAAAAAUGUGUUCCAAAUCGCUGGUGUUCGAGGCGAAGGGAAGCAACAGCGUGCCGUUGAUAAAGAUCAUGUAUAAGGACUGCAUAACGAUCGACCGGCAGGAUAAUGGCAGUGCGAUGAAUGCCGACUGUCAGCGGCUCUCGAUACGGUGCCGGCAGCACAUCGAAAUGCUAAACGCGAACCAGAUACAGCCGUACCGAUUCGUGCAGAAGGAAUGUACGUUUCUUUUCCAUUUCCAUUACGCUAAGCUCGACGAAUGUCUGCAGCAAAUAUGUCAGCUGUACCGUGCCUCAACGUUACCUUCCUACGAACAAAAUAGUAUGAUAGCUACGAUAGUGUAUUCGAGACAUAGUCGUGUUAAGUUCAAUCCAUUGUGGCUGACCAAUCUUUAUGAGCGGACGAUAUCAGAUUUCCAGGUGGAAGAAAUCAACCCUCUCAUCGUCAACCCGGGUCGUUUGCUUAUAACAAAUAAAUUCAUAUACUUCCAGUACUACAAUAACAUCCACACGAAUCCCGUACUGAAAGUUGGUAUAAAAUAUAUCAUCGGGCUGUCCAAACACCGUUACCUAUUGCGUCAGAUUGGACUGAAAAUUCGCUGGAACGAAAAGCAAUCGUCCGAAGGUACGGAUCAGUGCCUUUAUUUAGUGUUUCGCAAUCAAACUGAUCGUGAUGACUGCUGUCGAUGUAUUAGCGGACAGCCGGACUACGCUGCCACCGAACAGAGCCCGGAGAGCAUGACAUUAAAAUGGCAAAACGGUCUCGUGUCGAAUUACGACUAUCUGCUGUACCUGAACAGUCUUGCCGAUCGAUCGUUCCAGGACUUGACGCAGUAUCCGGUGUUUCCAUGGAUAUUAACCGAUUACACAGGGAGUGAAUUGGAUCUCAACGAUACGAGCGUGUACCGUGACCUUAGUAAGCCCGUUGGUGCACUAAAUCCCGAGCGUUUGGCACGGUUGCGCAUGCGCUUCGAGGAAAUGGCUGAUCCGAAGUUUCUUUACGGUUCACACUAUUCCACGCCCGGAUUCGUCCUCUACUAUCUGGUGCGCAAACAUCCCGAGUUAAUGCUUUGUCUGCAGAACGGCAAAUUCGACCAUCCGGAUCGAAUGUUUAAUUGUGUCGCGGAUGCAUUUAACAACUGUCUGAACAAUAUGUCCGACUUUAAGGAGUUAAUACCGGAAUUUUACGAUACAAACCAAAAGGGAGAUUUUCUGCUGAACAGCAUGAAGAUAGAUUUUGGUGCCCGGUUUGAUGGGACGCCCGUCAGCAACGUGGCGCUUCCACCGUGGGCAUUAAACUCCCCGGAACGGUUUGUGCGGUUGUUAAGGGAAGCGCUCGAAUCCGACUACGUGUCUGCCCGGUUACACUCGUGGAUUGAUCUUAUCUUCGGCUACAAGCAGCAGGGCAAGGCUGCCCUCGAUGCGGACAAUGUGUUUUACCAUCUGUGCUACGAGGGUUCGGUAGAUCUCGGGCUGAUCAAUGAUUUAGCCGCCCGGCAUGCAAUCGAAGUGCAGAUAUCAGAAUUUGGACAAAUUCCCAAACAACUGUUUCGUACCGCACACGUGUCAAAGCUGUUGGCAAUACCACCGGCGAUUGGUACGAGCACGCAAAUGAUCAUACGCAAAGCGAUGGAAUAUUACUCCCACAAAGACAUCAUCACGGCCGUUGCUGUGGACCGGACGGUCGGCAAUAUAUUCACCACCAGCAAGGACGGUACGAUGACGUGCUACAGCCUUAGCGAGAAGCGCAAAAUACGGAGCGUGCAGUUGAGCGAUUUACCGAUCAGCUCCGUCCAGAUUGCAGACGACCGGUCGAUCAUAUUGGGCGGUUGGGAUGAUACGAUUUUAAUGUAUAAUUUUGACUUCGGUAAGAUUUCCCACACCAUACGAGCACACGAUGACGCCGUUUCUUGCAUUUCCUACGUACCGUUUUAUGGAUUGCUUGUGUCCGGCAGCUGGGACUGCAGCUUGAAGGUUUGGAAUAAUUUUAAUAACGAUUCGGUGAUUGGAUAUCACGUACUGGAGGAGAAGAUCGUAUCAAUCGAUACGUACGCUGGAGAACGCUCAAAAAUUAAUGUUGCUGUCGGACUGCAAAAUGGCGAGCUGCUGCUGUACGAGCUGGAUUCCCCCUCCAUUCACAAACCAACGCUCUACACCCGGGACAGCCACAAGCUGCUGCAAACGCACCGGAGUGCCGUGUGCGAGGUGAAGUUUAACGACAAAGGCACGUUGAUAGCGUCGUGCGGCGAAGAUCGAACGAUAUACGUGACGGACGCCGACAGUACGAUGACCAUUUGUCGGAAGGAGCUGAAUGCGAUAGUACGGUGCCUGUGCUGGACGCCGGACGGUAAAUACCUGCUGAUGGGCGACUGUACCGGGCUGCUUCACGUUUGGAACAUGCUGCAGGGUAUAGUGGAGAGCGAAGUGAGCUUGCACAGUGCAUGCGUGUAUCGUAUCGAAUGUAUCGAUGAUAAACGGAUAGUAAGCUGUGGAAAGGAUGACAAUAAUUAUUGUAUCAAAUUGUGGGACGUUACCACAUAACAAACAUGGUGGUACUGUUACGUUGUGGACUAACACUGGUAUGGUCUUGCAUUAUAAAUUUAUAUUACCUUUAAUUUACAUUUACCAUACCGGUUUAUAUUAACACAGCUGUCACACUUGAGUCAGAAAAAGAUUUUGCAUUUCUUUUUUUUCAUUUCGAUCUACUUUGUUUGAUACGAUCAGCGUUAGAGAAAUGUGCCGAAAUUAUACCCAUUUUUUAUAUAAAAAAAAACCUAUUUUGAAAAUGGUUGAUUCUCAAUAAAGACAGACGUUGAAGCGACUCACAUACUCAGAAAAAAAUAGUUUUUUCUUUCACUGUUGCAUUUAAGCCCAAUAAAAAAAAAACAUUCGAGCUUUAGCUUAUUACCAUUUUAAUAAAUACCAUGCAAACUUUGUUUUCCGACGGAGAAAGUAAAAAUACCGAUCGUUUGACAAGGUUCAUCACAUCAAUAAUUGGAUUGAAUAUUAAAGAAUGAGAUAAAAUAGGCUUGCUAGAGGCCUUUUCCAAUAUUUGUUUCCAAUUUGUUUGUUUGUUUGUUUGUUUUUUCUUUUACGCUUCGUUUCAUAGAGCGUA